Caenorhabditis briggsae is the source of this 897-nucleotide messenger RNA. Lineage: Eukaryota; Metazoa; Nematoda; Chromadorea; Rhabditida; Rhabditidae. The transcript is spliced from 6 exons. The record is from RefSeq and is a predicted model, not a curated record. Bases 1 to 897 code for a protein of 298 amino acids.
AUGGAAGAAGACGAAGAGAAAUUAGAGGAAGCAGUGAAGUUAAUGGAAAAUCACUUAAAAGCAAAAAAGGCAAUUCUACAGGAAGUUUUAGAGACCGUUGAGACUGAAAAGGAUAAAAAGACAAGCACAAAAAGAAGAAAAUAUAUUCGAGAUAUUCUCAAUUGUGAAGUCACAUUUCCCUCCACCGUAAAUGAUAUAUUUUCAAUUGACCCAAUCGAUUCGUUUCGUUUCGAACACCACGUCGUCGCUAGAUUCUCCAUCAGAAGCCAUGUAGCAGAAGGAGAUUUAUUGAUUACUGUAACAAGUUGUUCAAGUUCAGUUCGAUGGAUUCUUUUUGACACUGAAUCUUCUACUGAGCCGUGUUCCGUUAUAGGUUCUAAUAAUUCUGGAAUCCUUUGUGUCGCCAUUCCAUUCUCGGACCUCUUCCAAGACGACAAACUGCGUCUGAAUAUUCAUGGGAAAAUCACAAAGAAAAAGAUUAAAAUAUUCACUUUCAAUUUUUAUUCUAUAAUUGAGAAAAAUCAAAGCGCAGAAGCUCCCCAAGAAGCUGUCACUUCCGCAUCAUUAUCUCUGUCAGAAGCAUCGGAGGAGUUCGAUUUGAGGUCCAUCGAAUUUAUGGAUGAGAAAAAAGCCAUCCGCAUCGUUCAAUCGAUUUUCCUGCUUUUCAGUCAAUUGGAAAUUGAAAACGCUGCUUUCGAAUUUUCGACCUUCCGACGCCAUUUUCCGGGUUUUCUGGAGAAUGAUUUUGAUACGUGGCGUUUGUAUGUGGGUACGGAUCGGUUUGAUGGAGUUCUAGUUUACACAAAGACGGAAGACGAUUCGACGAAGAAUCUAGUGAUUGGGAAAACUGCAUCAACUUGUUUCAAAUUUAUGAAUGCUCUAAAUGCCAAAUGUUGA